GUUACUCAAGUGCAAUCUACAACUCAGUGGAUCAACUUAACUAGCCUCCCUCCCUCUCAAAGACAAUCUUACAUCUUAGAUUUUAUUAAAUCAUUCAAUAUGACCAAAACUCUGUUGACAAUUUAAUCGCUGAGAACGUUUUCUACAAUCGGAAUCCAAUUCCUGCUAAAGUUCUUCCAUGGCCGCGGUUUGUAGACAUAUGCGGCAAUUUUCUGGACUAAGAGAUUUAGGGAUUUCGAGACUAGUACCAUCGUCUUCCUUUCAAACUUCAAUAUUCGAUCCAUAUUUUUCAACCACAAGAUCUUUUUCACAUUCUCAACUUGUCAAAUCCAGUGGAAAACACUUGUUUCUCGUUGACACGUUGGCCCUUGUUAGGAGAUUGGAAGGACAAGGAGUGCCUUCGAAACAAGCGGAGGCUAUCACCGCUGCUAUAACGGAAGUGUUGAAUGAUAGUCUUGAAAAUGUUUCUCAGGCAUUGGUAUCAAAAGGAGAAAUGCAGAAAACUGAAAUGAUUCAAGAGUCCAACCUGUCCAAAUUCAAAUCAGAAGUACAGAGCUCACAGGGGCACCAUUUUUCUCUGUUGCAACAUGAGACAGAGAAGCUUAGGAAUGAUAUAGAGAAGAUGCGCAGUGAAUUGAGAUAUGAAAUGGACAAGGUCACUGCUGGGCAGCGAUUGGAUUUGAACCUUGAAAGGGGGAGAACUAGGGAGGAAUUGUCAAAUCAGAGUGCUGAAACUAACAACCUGACAAACAAACUAGAUAGGGAGAUACAUUCUUUAAGAGCACAACUGGAAGCAGCUAAAUAUGAGGUCAUAAAAUACUGCAUAGGAACACUCGUUUCAAUCUCUGCUGUCGGCCUGGCUGUUCUCCGUAUCUUGAUGUGAACAGAUUGUACGAUUUCUCAGUUAACAUCGAUAAAUCCAGACGGAAAAGCAUCAAGAGUAGCUAUUUGGAAGAUGUUGUAUGUUCUGUCAUAAACAAUUGCAAAUUUACAGUACAUAACUAGUAGAGCUGUGAAGGAAUUAGCUCCCCAACAGGCAAUUUUGGGCCUUUUUUUAAGCCCAGUUGUUUUUACUAAUAGUCUUUUAAUUAUUCAUUGGGAAUGCUUUUAGGACA
Lathyrus oleraceus (garden pea) is the source of this 1115-nucleotide messenger RNA. Its product is annotated as protein FMP32, mitochondrial. The record is from RefSeq and is a predicted model, not a curated record. The transcript has 8 exons. Gene Ontology annotation, cellular component: mitochondrion. Lineage: Eukaryota; Viridiplantae; Streptophyta; Magnoliopsida; Fabales; Fabaceae. Bases 179 to 883 code for a protein of 234 amino acids.